Molecule: messenger RNA, 2349 nt
Organism: Arvicola amphibius (Eurasian water vole)
Lineage: Eukaryota; Metazoa; Chordata; Mammalia; Rodentia; Cricetidae
Product: extracellular matrix protein 2-like
Exons: 10
Coding region: 230-2299 (689 amino acids)
Biological process (GO): positive regulation of cell-substrate adhesion; extracellular matrix organization
Cellular component (GO): extracellular matrix
Molecular function (GO): protein binding; heparin binding; collagen V binding
Source: RefSeq, a predicted model, not a curated record
UCUUUGGCUGAUUUUUCCACACAAAGAACUGAAGGCAUUUAUCCCCAAGGGAAGCAGCUAUUUUAGAUCUGACUAAGGAGUCAGCUAAUAUUUUCAACUUUCCUUUCUGUUCUUUGUUUUUAAAGAGAGUCUGGUUUUGUUUCACUUUCAGCGGGGGACUUUAAAUGACAUCAAGCAAAGCCUACUUAGUUUAGAUUUCCAGAAGUUUGUUGGUGAAAAAAAAUCAAAAAUGAAGCAUGCAGUUUUGUUUUGUCUCAUUCUGCUUAUCAUUUUCCAAACGGAUUGUGAACAAAGUGAACAAGGUACUGGGAAGCAGAGGAAGAGGAUACAUCAGAGAAGACUCAGGAAAAGCUCCUCACUCCACCACAGAGAAAACAGGCAGCUUGGAAAUCAGCAAACUGCUGCUGCAUCAGAAGCUACAUUACCCACUACCAACUCUGACUACAGUGUGGAGGAAAACUUAGAAUCCCUUCUAAGUCCUCCUGGAGUAGAAUCAAGUUACAAUGUGUUACCAGGAAAGAAAGGACACUGCUUUGUAAAGGGAAUGAUCAUGUACAACAAAGCCGUCUGGUCUCCUGAGCCCUGCAUCACUUGCCUCUGUUCAAAUGGAAGAGUACUUUGUGAUGAAACUGUGUGCCACCCCAAGACGUGCCCCUAUACCAUUAAGCCAGAAGGAGAAUGCUGCCCCAUCUGUUCUGAUGCUGCUUCCUAUUCUCUACUCAGUGGUAGAACACUAAAUGAUAAAACUGAAUUUUCUGGUGAUUCUUCAGAACAAAGAGAAUCCAUUAACAUGCUUCACAAGCAAGUGAAACCUCCUCAGAUGGAAGUGGACCAAGUAGUUAUAAAAGAAGCUCUUCGAUCUGAGGAGAAAGAAGAAGACAUUAAAGAACACAUGGAGCACAAGAAAGAAACCUCUGGGCCUACUGCACUUCACAGUGAUGAGGAAAGAGUGGAGGGAGAGCUGAGGCUUGAGGAGGAAAGGCGGUCAGCCCGUCAACCACUCAACCAAGGACGAGGGGAGGAAGAGGAUGAUGAUGAGGAGUCUGAAAGGGAAGGAGAAAAGGAAGAGGAGGAUGCCAUAAGAGGAGAUGUGUUCCGAAUGUCCCCCAGGUUAAUGCCUGGUACUCCAAGAGGCAGGCCUCGCCUGCCUGGAAGCUGUGUCCUGUCCUACAAGACCAUCAGCUGCAUUCAUGCGGCCUUCACCCAGAUCCCACCCAUAACAGCACCAGAGGUAACAAGCCUGGAGUUGGCUGAGAAUUCAAUCAUUUCCAUUCCGGACGAAGCAUUUAAUGGAUUACCAAAUUUGGAAAGGCUUGAUCUGAGCAGAAAUAAUAUCACUUCUUCAGGCAUAGGUCCAAAAGCAUUCAAGGUUUUGAAGAAGUUAAUGCGUCUGAACAUGGAUGGAAAUAAUUUGGUACACAUCCCUUCAGAAUUACCAUCUACACUAGAAGAACUUAAAAUAAAUGACAACAAUCUCCAGGCCAUCGACGAAGAAAGUUUAUCAGACUUAAAUCAACUUGUCACCUUAGAAUUGGAAGGAAACAAUCUCAGUGAAAUCAACGUCAAUCCGUUAGCUUUCAAAUCUUUGAAGAACCUUUCAUACCUACGUCUGGGAAAAAACAAAUUUAGAAUCAUACCACAAGGUCUUCCUGCUUCUAUUGAGGAAUUAUACCUAGAAAAUAAUCAAAUUGAAGAAAUAACUGAAAUUUGUUUCAAUCAUACCAGAAAGAUUAAUAUGAUUGUACUACGUUAUAAUAAAAUAGAAGAAAGUCGGAUUGCUCCUUUAGCAUGGAUAAAUCAAGAAAAUCUUGAAUCUAUCGACUUGUCCUAUAACAAGCUUUACCAUGUCCCCUCCUAUCUACCUAAGUCUCUGCUGCACCUUGUACUAAUUGGGAACCAGAUUGAACGGAUCCCUGGCUAUGUUUUUGGCCAUAUGGAACCUGGCCUGGAGUACUUGUAUCUGUCAUUUAAUAGACUUUCUGAUGAUGGUGUGGACCUAGUCUCAUUCUAUGGGGCAUAUCAUUCUCUGAGAGAAUUAUUUCUGGAUCACAAUGACUUAAAAUCCAUACCACCUGGAAUACAAGAAAUGAAAGCACUACAUUUUCUGAGGCUGAACAACAAUAAGAUUCGGAAUAUUCUUCCUGAACAAAUUUGCAAUGUUGAAGAAGACGAAGACUCUGCUCUAGAACAUCUUCAUCUUGAGAACAAUUACAUUAAAACUAGAGAAAUAUCCUCUUAUGCAUUUUCAUGCAUAAGACUGUAUUCAAGUAUUGUUCUUAAACCACAAAAGAUCAAGUAAUUUCAAGUUUUCUUUUGCCAUUUAUAAAUUUUACUCAUGCAUUAAAAUUA